CCCACAGAAAAUAUAUUGCAUAAAAUAUGUCUUGAUGGUGAAUUUUGCACUGUUGUGUACAGGUAAUAGUCAUACAUAUGCUGAUGGAUUUAACCAGUACAGUAGUGGCCACGAGGUCUUGCACAUUCUGUCGGAGCUAAAGGACGCCCGCACAAAUUGUGGGCGUUAUUUCUGUAAUAAUAUUUUGGAUUUUCUUAACUAACAUUACAUCACUCAUAGCAGGAUACAUUGACAUGGCAAUGAACUUGUGCUCAUGCAAUGCAAUAUAAAAUGCAAGGGGCCCUUGCACCAAGGUGCAGCUACUGCGUAGGUCGUUUAUAUUCCAGACCCUUGGAGCAAUCUGAGAUGCUGGAAAAUGCUGCAUUGCGAGCUACUCGCACAAGCCCACGUUCAGUCACGCCAACUUUGAUUUGAGCAAUUACUCAUCAAAUCAAUAUGCGUAAGCAACACAUCACAUUCCAGGUUUCCAUUACCGGUGUGAAAAUAAUAGGACGAAAGGGCCCUCACCACAGCCCCGUAGCACCGUCUAUACCUUGUGCACAUCAAAUGAACCUACGGCUGUCAACCCAGUCGUUACAUCUCUGUGUUGUCUGAAUGCUGUGUGUGCAAUUGGCGAUGGACACUGAGCGUGCCUUUAAAUCAGUGGAAAGAGAAAGUCGCACAUUGAAAGGCUGCGAGGACUGAUGUGGUUUCGAAGGGCAUGCGCUAAGGCAUCUGUAAAACUAUACGGGAUACGCAGGAGCAUAUCAUUGUUCAGGCUGACCUGUCAACUCUAAAGCAAUCCAAAGGAGGUAGGUGGUCGUUUGGCAGGGGCAGCUGUGCCCUCAAGCUUAAUGUGACAUCACGGGCAUGAGGCAGAUUGCACUGGCACAGUGCCCCUGAUUAUCUUAUUCACACAGAUUGGUUUCAGCUUUAAUGCUGAGCGUUAAAAUCUGCGCUAGCCGCUUCUGCAUUGCACGCUAGUUAUCUUUCGCUGCCUUCUUCAUUUAUCUCUGAUCUCUCUUUGUUGGGCUCCCUCCACCCCCCCCCCCAAUCCACAACCACGUCUUCCUCUCCGUGGGCCUCGUUCACGACCACUUGCCACUAUCGUGAAAUUGUGCUGAUUUCAUGUCACACGUCGGUGAUAUUUUCACGUCCAAUGUCACGUUGGAAUUUGUAUUUUAUCAUUUGGAUUAUUCUCUCAGACACAAGCACACAAUGCAUGAACAUUGUCAGAAGGAUCAAGAGUAUUUAACAGCACGUUGCUAAAAACAACUUAGGAGCAGAUAGCGCUGCGUUCAGGCUGCGUGUGACGUGUUUGGAUAGAAGCCGCUUAAGCUUCCAUCGAUUUGAAGGAUAGAACGCGGCACAAAUUACCAAUUGCUUUAUUAUUUUGAAGACUUAAGGUCACGACACAUCUAUGGGGACACGGUGAGUUCUAAUAUUUCAAACUGCAAAACCGAGGUCUAAUGCUCAAAUGUUAUUUUUUUUAGCUUAUUGUUACUUACAACUAUCGUGCAAUUGCUGCAAAUUAAUGCAUGUGUUAAAAAAAAAUGGGUAAAAAAAUACCGAGGAGGAAUGGUCAGACACGUGGGCCAAUGUGUGCUGGCGGGACACGUAUUGAUGCUGUUCUGGUGAAUAAGCCCGAGCGUCCUUUAUAACGCGUGCAUGGGAGAACAUUUGCCUUGGGGGCUCCGUGCACGUCGCGAGUGCGAUUCUCUGUUCUGCUGCAAGGGGAGAGCAACACAUAACAAGCCGAGAGACAGGUAAUUUUUUUUAAAGCUGGAUCAACAACCAAACAAUAAAGGAUGCUGCUGUUAUAUUAUAGCUUGCUGUUACAACUUAUCAAGUGCAGCCAAGGAAGUCAAGAAUACAAGGAGGGUGAUGCCCUUCCUCAGAAAAUUCAGAACCUCAUGCGGGGAUAUAACAAGUACCUCCGGCCCUCUUUUGACAAUGGGCCAGUUGCCAUCGGCAUGAGUCUCGACAUUGCAAGCAUUGACACCAUCUCUGAGAUCAACAUGGACUACACGGCGACAAUCUUCCUACGGCAGCGCUGGCAGGACGAGAGGCUGUGCUUCGAGGGCAACAAGAGCCUGAGUCUGGACGGGCGGCUUGUGGAGCUGCUGUGGGUGCCCGACACCUUCAUCGUGGACUCGAAGCGUUCCUUCCUGCACGACAUCACGGUGGAGAACCGGCUCAUACGCAUAUUCCCCAACGGAACGGUGCUCUACGCCCUGCGAAUCACCACCACAGUGGCCUGCAACAUGGAUCUUACCAAGUAUCCCAUGGACAAGCAGACCUGCACCCUGCAACUGGAGAGCUGGGGAUAUAAUACGAACGAUCUGGUGUUCUACUGGACACGCGGAAACGACUCUGUGCGGGGACUCGACACACUCAAACUUGCCCAGUACACGGUGGAAGGGUACUACACCUCUGUUUCUGAGGCCGUCUAUGAAACCGGCCAGUACCCGAAGCUGGUGUUUCACUUCAAACUGCGGCGUAACAUCUUGUAUUUCAUCCUGGAGACGUACAUUCCGUCCGUGCUGCUCGUUGUGCUGUCCUGGGUGUCCUUCUGGAUCAGCCAGUCUUCUGUCCCUGCCAGGAUUUGUAUCGGCGUCACCACGGUGCUCACCAUGACCACGCUAAUGAUGGGCGCGCGCACCUCCCUGCCCAACGCCAACUGCUUCAUCAAGGCCAUCGACGUCUACCUGGGCAUCUGCUUCAGCUUCAUUUUCGGGGCCCUCGUGGAGUACGCCGUGGCGCACUUCCACACGCUCGAGCAGGGACACAUCCACGACAUCCAACGGGAGCUGAAGAAGGAGUUCGAGGAGAGCAACGGGAUGGUACAGACCCCCGUGACACGCUGCCCCGCAAAGACGGCGGACAGCUACGACGGAGGCAGCGGCAGUGGGAAUGGGCAUGGGCACUCCUCGUCUCCCGGGCACGGACACUCCUCAUCUCCUGGGGAACCCAAGCCCAACGGCGCUCCCCAGGGCAUCAACGUGGAAGGGAAGAAGCUGAAGAAGCGGCUGGUGUGCAUCAUGAACUGCUGCACAGUGCAGAACCCACACCACAUUGAUAUCUACUCUCGCAAGGCCUUUCCCCUCACCUUCAUCGUCAUCAACCUUUGCUAUUGGAUCUACUAUCUCUAUCUGUAAUCCACAUGCGUGCGAAUGAGUGUGUGUACGUGUGUGUAUACCUGUGUGUUUGCGGAGCAGUAGCGUAGUGGUUGGUGCACUGUGCUACACACCUAGCGCCUGAGUUCAAUUCCUGGUCGUGGAGUACAUUACCGGCGAUUAUCUGAAUCUGUCCUGGGUCAAUUAACCUUAAAUGAGUAUCUGACACAGUGUGUAAAGAUCAGCACUGGGGAGACAAAGGCGGCCAUGCAUGGUGUUGGCUCAUGAACCUGCUGAUUUUACUGUGUAACAUUUGUUUUUUUGUUCCUGGGUAGUAAGUGUUUUUUUCCUAAUUGCUUAUGCCUCGAAAGUAGAGAAAAUGGCUAUUAUCCUGCACAAACUUUGCUUUUGUGACCAGGACAAUGAUAUUU
Petromyzon marinus (sea lamprey) is the source of this 3526-nucleotide messenger RNA. The record is from RefSeq and is a predicted model, not a curated record. NCBI's taxonomy places the organism in Eukaryota, Metazoa, Chordata, Hyperoartia, Petromyzontiformes, Petromyzontidae.